GUCAAAACAAAUCGCGAGUGCAUGUUCUGAUUUUCCUUCUUCCUUGCAGACAUCCUGAUAUCACAGUUUCCUACAAUUAUUUUUGCAUAACACUUUACUAAGUUCUAAAUACUGCUUAGAAAAUGCCGACAUACGAGCUAGCACUUAUUCUACGACAAAUGCCAAGGCCGGAAAUGGUGUCUGUGUUGAAGCGUACCGCAAAUGCUAUUUUCGACAAAGGUGGCAUAAUCCGUAAGCUAGACAACUUGGGUACCCGGCCUUUACCGUUCAAAACCAGUGUCCACGGGCUGGUGCACCGCACUGGGUCCUAUUUUGUGUAUAAAUUUGACACACCGCCUUCCACAGUAGAAGAUUUAGAGGAAGAAUACGGUCGCGACGUGGACAUUAUUCGGAAGCGAAUCUACAAAGCGGAUGCCACACUCCAAGAACAAGUAAGCUGCACCCUUCACGAAGAAAUGCUUCCUCCGGCGUACAGGAAGGAAGUCCAAAAGAUGGUCGCCACUGCAAAUAAGAACAAAACGAAGGGUUUCCAGUACAAUACUGGGUACGAUUAUUAUCCCUUCCAGAAAUAGAAUACCAGCAGCCCAAAAGUUUUUAUCAAUAUACCUAGAUGUUAUAGCUUAAAUCA
Messenger RNA from Aedes aegypti (yellow fever mosquito), 628 nucleotides. It is a transcript of the gene mRpS6, whose product is annotated as probable 28S ribosomal protein S6, mitochondrial. Gene Ontology annotation, biological process: translation. The coding region runs from base 123 to 572 and encodes 149 amino acids. The record is from RefSeq and is a predicted model, not a curated record. The transcript is spliced from 2 exons. Gene Ontology annotation, molecular function: structural constituent of ribosome; small ribosomal subunit rRNA binding. Gene Ontology annotation, cellular component: ribosome; mitochondrial small ribosomal subunit. NCBI's taxonomy places the organism in Eukaryota, Metazoa, Arthropoda, Insecta, Diptera, Culicidae.